AUGCGCAUGAAAGUGAUGCUUCGUUUAUACGAUGUUUGGGAUACAAUUGAUCCAGGGAGAGAUGAUGCAAAGAAGAACAAUAUGGCGAUGGCUCUAAUCUUUCAAUCAGUCCCAGAAGCGCUAAUACUUCAGAUUGGAGAAUAUGAUACAUCGAAGAAGAUUUGGGAAGCUAUCAAAUCUCGUAACCUAGGUGCUGAUCGCGUGAGAGAAGCAAGGUUACAGACUUUGAUGUCUGAGUUCGACAAACUGAGGAUGACAGACACUGACACGGUGGAUGACUACGCAGGAAAACUUUCAGGAUUAGCAUCGAGAGCAGCCGCGUUAGGAGAGAUAAUGGAAGCAUCGAAGAUGGUAAAGAAGUUUUUGAAGGGACUUCCAAGAAGAAAGUUCAUUCACAUCGUAGCUUCGUUAGAACAAGUGUUGGAUAUAAAUUCAAUGGGAUUCGAAGACAUUGUUGGGAGAUUGAAGGCUUUCGAAGAACGCAUAAAAGAAGAAAACCAAGAUGAAGAUCAAUCGAAGCUAAUGUUUGUAAAGAAUGAUGCGCAAGGUUGUGGAAGCCAUAACAACUCGCGAGGAAGAGGAAGAGGAGGAGAAGCUUCGGACAAGACCAAGAAGGACUACUCUAAAGUUAAAUGUUGGAGAUUCAACAAGAUGGGGCACUUCGUGUCACAUUGUCGUACACAACCAAGAGAAGAAGCUAACCUAACGGAAACACAAGAAGCAUAUGCAUUAUAUAUGCAUGAAGUAGUAUUCCUCAACGAAGAGAGAGUGUUUCCUAAGAGGUUUGAUGAAUGCGAUGGAAAUACGAGUAUAUGGUACCUUGACAAUGGUGCAAGUAACAAUAUGACAGGCAAGAAAGAGUUCGUCUCAAACCUAGACGAGAGCAUCAAAGGCAAAGUCAAAUUCGGUGAUGGAUCAAACGUCAAGAUUUUUGGGAAAGGUUCGAUCAUGUUCAUCGGAAAAACAGGGGAGAGAAGAGCACUCAAAGACAUCUACUACAUCCCAAGUCUUAAACACAAUAUCAUAAGUCUUAGACAAGCAACCGAGAUGGGUUGUGAGGUUAAUAUGAAAGAAGACUUACUGAUGAUGAAAGAUCCCCGUGGAAGGUGUGACUUGUGCGAUCCGAUAUCACCAUCAACACCAGCAAACAACAGAUAUGUAUUCGUCUUAAUUGAUGAUUACUGA
Molecule: messenger RNA, 1185 nt
Organism: Brassica oleracea var. oleracea
Lineage: Eukaryota; Viridiplantae; Streptophyta; Magnoliopsida; Brassicales; Brassicaceae
Exons: 2
Coding region: 1-1185 (394 amino acids)
Source: RefSeq, a predicted model, not a curated record